Drechmeria coniospora is the source of this 1572-nucleotide messenger RNA. Its product is annotated as MFS transporter. Gene Ontology annotation, biological process: transmembrane transport. Bases 1 to 1572 code for a protein of 523 amino acids. The transcript has 4 exons. Gene Ontology annotation, molecular function: transmembrane transporter activity. The record is from RefSeq and is a predicted model, not a curated record. NCBI's taxonomy places the organism in Eukaryota, Fungi, Ascomycota, Sordariomycetes, Hypocreales, Ophiocordycipitaceae. Gene Ontology annotation, cellular component: membrane.
AUGUCGUCGUCCGUUGCCGAAAAGAAAGACAACGUCGACAUCCAUCCGGCCCCAUCACUGUCGUCUUCGAGCGACAAGGCCGACAGGACGGCCCCACGUGCCGAUGUCCCGGCCGCUGGCCAAGUGCGAGUCGAUGCCGCCUGGACGUUCCUCGAUCAGCAUCGCGAUGCCGACGGCGUCGCCGCCAUCGACAUCGCCGCCCUGCGCCGCAAGAUUGACUGGCACAUCGUGCCUCUCAUGUUCUGCUGCUACACGAUGCAGUUCCUCGACAAGGUCAUCCUGAACUAUGCCGCCGUCAUGGGAAUCCACAAGGACCUGGGCCUCACCACCAGCGACUUCUCCAACGUCGCCACCUUCCUCUUUGUCGGCCUGCUCUGCUUCGAGAUACCCAACAUCUAUUUUUUGCAAAAGGUACCGGCGGCCAAGUGGCUCGGCUUCAACGUCACUCUCUGGGGCGUCGCCACGGCCUGCGGAGCGGCCGCCACCAACUACCCGACCUUGCUCGUGUCCCGCAUCUUUCUGGGAAUCUUCGAGGCCACCAUCGGUCCCUCUCUGAUGCUCAUCAGCAGUCAGUGGUAUACGAAAUCCGAGCAGGCGCCCCGCUUCUCCUUCUGGUACCUCGGCCUCGGUCUCGGCCAGAUCCUCGGCGGCCUCAUAUCCUUUGGGUUUCAGCACAUCUCCCCCGCCGCCAGCAUGGCCGGCUGGCGCGUCAUGUUCGUCGUCCUCGGCUGUGUCACCGUCGUCAUCGGCCUCUCCGCCUUUCUCUUCCUGCCCGACACCCCGAUGAAGGCCCGCUGGCUCUCCGAUGCCGAGAAGGUUGCCCUCCUCAAGCACGUCAGUGUAAACCAGACCGGCAUCGAGAACAAAAAGUUUCGCGCCAAGGAAAUCCUCGAGGCCAUCCUCGACCCCCAGAUUUGGCUGCUCAUCGCCUCCGUCAUCCUACUUUCCGUCUCCAGCGGCGUCGUCACCACGUAUUCCGCCACGCUCAUCCGGAAUCUCAACUACACUCCCAAACAAGCGGCGCUCAUGAACAUGCCUUCCGGCGCCGUCAGCAUUUUCUUCACCCUCUUGGUCGGAUUCGGCAUCCGUAAGCGGUCGCACCGCUGGGCCUGGAUCAUCGUCUGCAUCAUCCCCGCAAUCAUCGGCGGCGCUCUGAUGUCCUUCUUGAACCCGAGAGCCAACCGGGCUGGCGUUCUGGCUGGCAUCUACCUCGUCAACGCCGUCGUCGCUCCUCUGCCCGUCUUCUACAACUGGACCGUCGCGAACUGCGCAGGAGGUACGAAACGUGCCUUUGCCGCCGCCCUCGUCAGCGGCUCCUUUUCUCUCGGCAACAUCAUCGGACCCCAGACCUUCAGGGCCCAAGACGCUCCCGAUUUCCGCCCUGCCAAGCUGGCCGUCAUGGGCACCCAGGCUGCGUGCGCCGUCACCACCUUCACCCUCUUCCUCUACUACGUCUGGGCCAACAAGCGCCGGAACGACCGUAGCGAGCAGCAGGAGGAAGAGUUCAUGUCUCCCGAGGUCUGGACGAAUAUGACGGACAAGGAGAACAAGCAAUUCCGCUACAGCUACUAG